Messenger RNA from Corythoichthys intestinalis (scribbled pipefish), 3534 nucleotides. RefSeq names its product gastrula zinc finger protein XlCGF17.1-like. Gene Ontology annotation, biological process: regulation of transcription by RNA polymerase II. Gene Ontology annotation, molecular function: RNA polymerase II cis-regulatory region sequence-specific DNA binding; DNA-binding transcription factor activity, RNA polymerase II-specific. Lineage: Eukaryota; Metazoa; Chordata; Actinopteri; Syngnathiformes; Syngnathidae. The transcript has 2 exons. Bases 207 to 1259 code for a protein of 350 amino acids. The record is from RefSeq and is a predicted model, not a curated record.
UCUAUUUAAGAUGUGAUGGUCUUAACGUUUCUUCUUCCGGUUCACUUCAUGCAACGUCGGCGUACCCACCCCGGGCUUUCAGUUCUUUCGUGUAGCCUUCUUGUAACCAAACGCGCUCCUUCAAAGAAUUCUCAUCAGACGUCACUGUAGAUCUUCACUUUGAGAAACACGAUCACCUCCAUGUUAAACAGAAGGAGGAGUGGGAGAUGCCGUAUAUCAAACAGGAAGCUGAGCCUGAGACCCCUUUCAUUAAAGAAGAAGAACAGGAAAAUGAAAUCACUACGUUUCCAAUGACUGUCAGUGUGAAGAACGAAGAAGAUGACGGUCCAAGCGAAGACAACGGAGCAGCAAAAUCUUCUAGUAGCAGCUCGUUUGAAGAUCUGACAACAAAAAGUGAGGAACGAUUGCAACCGGAUGGCCUUUUAGCGCCACUCUUGGACAGCGACAACGUUACGCCACACUCUUCUGACACUGAUGAAGAGGAUUUUGACUUUGAGCAAAGGUCUUCGAAAUCUUUAAACACGUCAUCAUUGAAGAAAGACACAAAAGAAUGCCCGGGUGGGAAACCUUUUGCCUGCUUAUUUUGCGAUAAAAGAUUUUCUUUGAAGCAUCACUUAACAAGACACACGCGUACACACACUGGAGAAAAACCUUUCCUCUGCUCAGUUUGUGGUAAACAAUUCAAAGAGACAGUAGAGUUACUCAGGCACGCAAGAACACACACUGGAGAGAAGCCUUUUGUCUGUACGUGUUGUGGUAAAAUAUUCAUCGACAAGGGAAAUUUAAGCAAACACAUACGAACGCACACUGGAGAGAAGCCUUUUUCCUGCUCACUUUGCGAUAAAAGAUUUUGUACGAAGCAACAGUUAACAAGACACACGUAUACACACACCGGACAAAAGCCUUUUCCUUGCUCAGUUUGUGGUAAAAGAUUCAUCGAGAACGGAGAGUUAGUUAGGCAUGCAAGAACACACACAGGAGAGAAGCCUUUUGCAUGCUCAUUUUGCGAUAAAAGAUUCGUCGAGAAGGGAAAUUUGCACUGUCACGAAAGAACGCACACUGGAGAGAAGCCUUUCGCCUGCUCAUUUUGCGAUAAAAGAUUUUGUCGUAAGCAGCAUUUAACAACGCACACAAAAAUACACACGAGAGAAAAGCCUUUUCCCUGCUCAGUUUGUGAUAAACGAUUCACUAAGAAGGAAAAUUUAGAAUUGCACACAAGAAGUCACACUGGGGGAAAAUCUUUUAAUUGCAGUGAGUGACAAAGUAUUCUGAUUCCUGCCACUCUUUUCAAUUUUCUAAUUCAAGUACCUUUGAGCUCCUUUUUGAUAAAAUGUUGAAAUGAUUUUACAGGUUUCGUUCUUUUUCAGAACUAGCCAACAUUUGGGAUUUUUAUUUAAACUGAAUGAACUGAUCUACAGCUUUGUUUACAUUGUUCCCCAACUUACUGUAUUUUGCCAUUUUACUUUUAAAUCUUUGUAUUUGAAACACUUUGAUGCUGCCCUCUGUUUGUUUAAUUUCCAACUUGUCACUUUCAAACUGUAUAAUAUAUUUAGUAGGGGUGUGGCAAUACAGUGAUCCCUAUUUUUUUGCGGUUAAAGGGGACCAGGGCCUGCCGCGAUCAGUGAAAAACCGCAACGUAGUGCCCAAAUAAUAGCUCCAGAAGUGCCUUAAUUUCCUAGUUUCAGAAACAUCUCUUAUAAAGUUGAAUAGAAGGUUAAUAAGUGUUGUUCCAAAAAAAAAAAAAAAAAAAAAAGUUUUAAACAUGUUAUUGUCCCACCGUGCCGCCUUUAUAAUGUGAAUUAUUUUUUAACCAGAAUAAAGUAGAAAAAUGCUUUAUUAAAUGCUUCAUUGAUUGUGUUUAUUCAAAUCCGCUCAAGCUGCUCACUGACAGACAAUGAGUUGCUACAGCAACUGUUUAACAAAUUAAACGAUGAUUGACUCAUGUGGCACUUUGAAGUUUCAGCUUCAAAGCAUUUCUGGCAAGAUCAAACCUUAACGUCUGUCAAUUGUAAAAUUUAAUAGGCAACUUGAGUGCACUGCCUGACCAAGAAAAGCAGCAGGAGUGAGACUACAUGAUCGGAUCGGGACAGCUCUAAUAAAUAAUGCAUUUAUUUAUGUUUUAAUCAAAAAAAAAAAUCUGCCAUUGACUAAGGGCGCGAAGUAGCGAGGGAUCACUGUAUAUCGAAACAGUGUUAUAUGGUGAUACUUUUUAUCCUUAAUAGCUCGUCGAUAUGUUUCCGCCAAGAAUUGAAAUAUUGUUAUAAAAAAGUGCCACUAUUUGGGGGGAAAAAAGGAAACAACUGGUUACUAGUAGAGAUAGACCCGAUAUAUCGGCCAGCCGAUAUAUUGGGCUGAUAUUUGGAAAUUUGUAUCUGCCUUUUUUUUUUUUUUUUUUUUUUUUUUUUAAUUCGACCGGCCAAUAUGAAAAAGUCGAUAUAAAACUAGGGAUAGGGACUAGGUAGUGCGCAAUUUCUCAUAGGAUCAGAAUCUGGUGAAAAGGAUUUGAUUUGUAAUUAAAAAAAAAUAUUCAUCUAGCUUCUUCCGCUUGCUCCUGAGUUUUGCUAGUUCAUGUUAACAAUGUUUGACAGGCAUUGAAGCUUAGUCUUACCAGAGAAGCUUGGCAGCGCUACCUUCAAAGACGCCAAAUGUGUCAUUGUUUAGCGUGUUAAAUACUAUUAUGCGGUGGCAACUCAUUGUGUGUGUGUGUGUGUGUGCAAGGCUAUUCUCAGCAGUGAGCGUAUUUGAGUGGACUCACUCAAUGAAGCAUUUAAUAGAGACAAGCAUUUUUCUACGUUGUUCUUGUUUAAAAAAAAAAAAAAAAAAAUCACAUUAUGAAGGUGGCAUGGUGGGACAGUAAAGUGUCUUAAAACCUUUCUUAAUUUUUUUGAACAACACUUUUUAAUCUUCUAUUCAACUUUUAAAGAAGUGUUUCUGAGUCCAGGAAAUUAGGGCACUUCUAUGAUAGCUCAUUGGCUGCUACUGAUGGCGCUAGACGUCCAAUUCAUUUUAACUGGGAGUGUCAAUGAUACAUUAUAAAAAUAUUUCAAAUGAAAUACGUCUAGCAUCACUGGCACUGAAACAGAGCAUUCACAGCCAGUCUUCACGGUUAGGGGGCCAUUUGUUGUUCAAUCCAUGUUCAUUUUAAGGCAUUUACAGGUCACUUACUAUUCAUUUUUGGGACAUUCUGGGGUCAUUUUCUGUGCAGUAACCCAAAAUAAACAGGAAGUGAUCCGUAAAGGCCCCAAAAUCAACAGGACGUGACCAAAAAUUGUAUAAUUAAUUGUAGUAUCACCUUUUGGCAAGAUAAUCAUUAUGGUGAGGUACCCAGAGGUUACCACUCCUACCCUACACUGCUGUUUCAAGGUUCCAAACUUAUAGCAAACUAUAAAGCAGGGGUAGCCCAUGUCAGUUCUUGAGGGCCCCUAUCCAGCUUGUUUUCCAUGUUUCCCUCCUCCAAGACACUUGACUCAAAUAAUCAGGAUCGUUAUCAGGUUCCUGCAGAGCUUACUGACGGGCUGAUCAUUUGAUUCAGGU